CGCACAUACGGCCACAUGGCCAGCGGCGGCGACAGGUGCGGCGGGGAACCGGCGGCCGGCGCCGGCGGCGAUCUGUACGCCGUGCUGGGGCUCAAGAAGGAGUGCUCCGACGCCGACCUCAAGGGCGCGUACCGGAAGCUCGCUAUGAAAUGGCAUCCGGACAGAUGCUCCUCCUCCAGCAGCACCAAGCACAUGGUGGAAGCCAAGGAGAAGUUCCAGCAGAUCCAGGGCGCAUAUUCCGUCCUCUCUGAUGCCAACAAGCGGUUCCUUUACGACGUUGGCGUCUAUGAAGAAGAAGAGGAUGAAGACAGUUUGCAGGGGAUGGGGGACUUUCUUGGUGAGAUGGCUCAUAUGAUGAACCAGACGCGGCCAACGAGGCAGGAAAGCUUUGAGGAGCUGCAGCAGCUAUUUGUGGACAUGUUCCAGUCUGAUAUAGACUCGGGAUUCUGUAAUGGUUCUGCCAAGGAUCAGUAUGACCCGUUUCAAAGACAGACUCGAACGUCCUCGACCUCUCCUUCGUCGUCACCAUCUCCGCCACCUCCGUUAGCUACGGAGGUAGAUGUACCAUCAUGUAAUGGCAUUAACAAGCGUGGCUCAUCAGCGAUGGGCUCUGGGAAGCCUCCAAGAGCUGGUGAUGUGGGGGCGGGUCAUGCCCAACCUGAGUUUUGUUUUGGGAAGAGCGACGCCAAGCAAGCGCCAAAGGCGCGAGGCGGGAACGCUAGCGGGAGAAGGAACGGGCAGAAGCAGAAACUGUCGUCGAAGCACGACGUUUCAUCUGAGGACGAGAUGCCGAGUCCGCAGCAGUAUACUGUAUCUUAACGGUCGAUGUGAUUGGCUGCUCCUUGAUGUCCAGACCGUAUCAAGGAUCACUAGUAUUGCAGCCAGCAAGCGGACCGCUGGCGCCGGAUGGUAUUACAUAGAGGCGAUUGCCUCGUGGAAGGCUGCCUCGUAUGCCUGUAAGAGAUCAUGGCGUGUAAAACGUCAGUAGAUGCUACCGCAUUAGUUUCGCUCGGCUUGUGCCGCUAUGUUGUAAUGUACCGUGGCAUUGGAUUCUCGAUUGAUGUUCAUUGCUUAUAUGGUAAAGACCCCCUUUAUGGAUAUAAUUGAGAAAAAUGUUUAACUGA
Molecule: messenger RNA, 1124 nt
Organism: Lolium rigidum
Lineage: Eukaryota; Viridiplantae; Streptophyta; Magnoliopsida; Poales; Poaceae
Product: chaperone protein dnaJ 6-like
Exons: 6
Coding region: 16-819 (267 amino acids)
Source: RefSeq, a predicted model, not a curated record